Messenger RNA from Aspergillus aculeatus ATCC 16872, 865 nucleotides. RefSeq lists its product as uncharacterized. The transcript has a single exon. The record is from RefSeq and is a predicted model, not a curated record. NCBI's taxonomy places the organism in Eukaryota, Fungi, Ascomycota, Eurotiomycetes, Eurotiales, Aspergillaceae. Bases 46 to 630 code for a protein of 194 amino acids.
UACUGGCAGAACCGGCAGCUGGGGUCGCAGGCGGCGUACGCGCGGAUGGCGAUCGCGAGCAACAGCUGGACGGAGACGGACGCGGGGAUCCCCGACAAGGACAUCUCGAUCUACACGCUGUCGGAGAACUCGUCGAUCUCGCUGGUCUUCCUGCACCUGCCGGACGGCAACAUGGACGGCACCGGGUUCGCGGCGGACCACAACGACAGCCUGCAGAAGCUGUGGGACGGGGCGAUCGACCACAUCACCACCAUCGACGGCUCCGGCACGACCUACACCCGCGACGAGCUGAUCCACACCCUCACUGCCCUCAUCGACGACUUCCAGCCCGACGAGCUCAAGACCCAGGACUUCCACAACACCUUCGGCGACGGCGACCACAGCGACCACUACGCCACCGCCUUCUUCGCUACCUCCGCCCUGAACGACGCCAGCAGCCACCCCGAUCUGACCGGCUAUGAGGGCUAUGGCAUCAACAACAACCCCGUCAACUUGGAUGCCUCGGACAUCGAGGACAAGACUAACAUCUUCUACGAGUACGCCGUGCAUGACCAGGGCACCUGCAGCUCCUCGACGGGUUGCUCGACGCGACCUGAGAGCGGGUGGUUGCAGAGACAGUACACUAUCUAGAUGGUGGCAUUAUCUUUUUAAAGCCACCGGUUGAAUGUGAGCAUGGGGUGCAUUGGAGUCCAUAUUGAUUGUGGGAUGGACCGUCUGGGACGGGGAUUACGAUAUACACAUGUUUUGCUGAGUUGACGAUGUUAUGCAGAUGCUGCUUAGGUAGAGAUUGGUUAAUGAAUGAUAAAUCGAAGUCACAUGGCCGAGUGCUGGGGUGGAGUUGUGUGCAUUGGCACGGGGUGAAGGG